AUGUCUUUGGCGCAAUUAUCCCGUCUGCUCCCUCUUCCCGAGGAAGAGCUGAAGCAGAUGCUCGACUACGCGACCACCCUCUCCAAGACGGAAGCUGCAGAGCAUUUCAAUGACCUGCUAGGCGACUCUCCUCAAGCCGUCGAUUUCAUUUCCUCGUUCAAUUCGCGAAGACAAGACACAAAACCCACAGCACCGACACCGACACCUACGUCGAGCAGCACCAGCGCCCCGGCGCCGGCUCCCAAGACAUGGCGCGGCCAGAAAAAGAAGAAGCAAUCCAAUCUACACACCCCGGCUCCAAGACAGAUCGACGCCGCACCUCCCCCGGGAGCGAGCUACAGCAAGAAGGACCAGCAGGAGGAAUUCUAUGGCGGAAAGAAGCCGAGUCAGCCUGCGGCGGAAAGCAGCGGGGGCGCAUCCUCAAACUUCAAACAGUCGUUGAAGAGCGCAACGCCUGCUCCCCCUCCGCAACAGCAGCAGAGAACGGCCGCGGGCUACCUGAUAUCCGACAAGGUCAAACCCAAAUCGAAUCCCGUUUCGAGAUGGUCGACGCCGAAGCCAACGGCCAAACCCACAAAGGUCUCGAUCGCCGGGGGCACCCCCAUGGCAGGCGCAUCGACGGCCCUGAACGAUCUGGACGCGGCGAUUCGGUCUUUGGAGCUGACGACAAACCCCACCAUGGGCGACGACCCCAAGGCGAGGAGAUGCAACUGCGUGGCCACGCGGCACCCGCUCCAGACGGCGGCGCCGAACUGCCAGUCCUGCGGCAAGGUCAUCUGCGUCAAGGAGGGUCUCGGCCCAUGCACCUUUUGCGGCACACCUCUCCUGUCCUCGGACGAUGUGCAGGGCAUGAUCAGGGAGCUCAAGCUCGAGAGGGGACGCGAGCGCAUGGCGGCUGAUCGGGAGGCUCACAAGCGCGCCGAGGUCAGCAAGAAGCCGGCGCCGUUCAGCCAGAACAAGAUGUCCGAGGCCGAAGCCAAGGCACGGGAGCACCGCGACAAGUUGUUGAACUUUCAGGCUCAGAACGCGAAGCGGACGACGGUGCGGGACGAGGCGGCCGAUUUCGACGUCAGUGGAGCCAUGGCCGGCAGCGGGGGCAACAUGUGGUCGACGCCCGAGGACAGAGCCAGGGAGCUCAAACGACAACAAAAGAUUCUUCGCGAGAUGGAAUGGAACGCGCGACCAGAGUAUGAGAAGCGACGGCAGGUGGUCAGCAUCGACGUCGUGGGCGGCAAGGUGGUAAGGAAGAUGGCAGCGGUAGAGCGGCCGAUGACGCCGGAGGAAGAAGACGUCGUGGUUCACGAGGACUACAAAGAGAACGACUACGUCAGCAGUCGACAGCAGAGCGGCGGCGGCGGCGCGUUCAGUCACAACCCGUUACUGGGAGGGUUGAUCAAGCCGGUGUGGGAUGCCAAGGGGAAGGGAGCGCAACUCGAGGGUCGCAAGGACAGGAAGGCGCAGUGGAGAAGAGUGCAGGACGACUUGGUGGACAACGAGGCGGUAAUCCUGGACGGCGGAGCGCGCGGGCACUCGACGACGGCGGACGAGCCAGAGUGCGGUUGA
Messenger RNA from Colletotrichum graminicola M1.001, 1563 nucleotides. RefSeq lists its product as uncharacterized. Gene Ontology annotation, molecular function: zinc ion binding. Gene Ontology annotation, cellular component: nucleus. Gene Ontology annotation, biological process: regulation of DNA-templated transcription. Lineage: Eukaryota; Fungi; Ascomycota; Sordariomycetes; Glomerellales; Glomerellaceae. Bases 1 to 1563 code for a protein of 520 amino acids. The transcript has a single exon. The record is from RefSeq and is a predicted model, not a curated record.